Molecule: messenger RNA, 921 nt
Organism: Aphanomyces astaci
Lineage: Eukaryota; Oomycota; Saprolegniomycetes; Saprolegniales; Verrucalvaceae
Exons: 5
Coding region: 1-921 (306 amino acids)
Molecular function (GO): calcium ion binding
Source: RefSeq, a predicted model, not a curated record
AUGCCGCUGACUGUAAUCCGACCGUUUCUCUGGGGGUUGUAUCAUGCAGCUGCCAAGCAGCGUAUUGACGCGUACGACUUUGUCGAGUUUGUGGUGCAGCACAUGACGCUCCAGUUUGGCGCCCAUACAAGGCACCGACUCCAAGGACUGAUCACCGCCCUCGAACAAUACUGUAUCAAGGACACGUGGAUUGCCGAACAAUUGCCGUCGGAUUGCUUUACCUUUUACGUGUCGGCAUUGCAAUGCUUGCAGUUUGCAGUGCCGAAUCGAGCGCAACAAGCCGACUACUACAUCCCUAGCGAUGUGUUUUACCCGCUGUAUGUGAAAAAAGCCGUCAUGGCGUUACGUACGAUCGCAAGCGACGCCAACAUCGACGAAGCCAAAUGGUACGCCACGCUGCGCGAGUGUCGAGUGCUGUGUCCGCGCAAGACGGUGCUCGGCAGCCCCAUCUACGUCGUCGGGCUCGGGGCGUUCAUGGAUUUGGUGUUGGACAUUUGGCUGUCGAAUCGACGGAUGAUGGAAGAUGAGAUGCGCCGGAUGUUUGUCCAGUUUGACACGGAUCAAAGCAAGAGCUUGAGCUACGACGAGUUCCGGGCAUUCAUUGUGCACUGCCACAAGACGCUGCAGGAAUCGGCAUCCACCAGCCAGUCAUUUUGUCAGCGCGUUGUGGACGAGAAGAACGUCGUCAAGCUGUACGGCAAGUACCUGAUGCAGUCUGACCAGAGCGAGAUCAACAUCGACUCGUUCGUGCUGGGCGGCAUGGAAAAUCCGCUGACCCUGGCCAUGUUUGGCUUUGCGGUGCCACCGACCCAAACGACCGCGGCCAGUAUCAUGGCCAUGCAGUUGAUUAUGCGCGCCAUGCGGGCCUAUAUAAAACGCUUGCGGUCGGUCACUCCAGUCCCCCGAUCGCCAAAUUCCUAA